GUUCGUGCCACUUUAUUAAUGCACACUGUGCCAGUUCUUGCUUGAUUGGUAGGAACAUUUGGGGAACAAACGAUUUUUCACUCUUUCAAAUCAAAUGUUAGAAUCUUACUAAGGAAUGCGCUUAGCUUCACCCCACUAUCUUUUUUCAGAUUGUAUGCUCUUCGUUUAUUUUGUUGUAAUAACUUUUUAAUAUAUUUCCAAUUACUUUAAUUUCACUAUUCUAGCGCCUAAAGUCUUUUUUCUGUAAAUAUUUACACUACAUACUCUCCGAUUUAUUAACACUUUUCUUCACAGCAAUAUUAUUAUUUAAAAAGUGUGUUUUUGUCUCGUUGGCCGUUCACUAUCCGACCACAGAAAAAACAUGGAACCAGGUUGUCUGGGCGAAAAUGACGGUCUGACGUUUUGGCUGGCCAAGCCUGAAGAUUAUGAUGAUAUCAUGUUCAUAUCAAAGGAUAUAUACUGGGGUAAUGACUACCUACCGCACCGAUACCAUGAGUGGAUGGUCGAACCGGAUCGAGUUGUCAUACUGGCAAGAAGAACAGGCAAGCUGGUGGCAUUAGAGUCUGGGAUAGUGGUGGAUGACGGUCAUACAGUGGUGGUGGAGGGUUUACGGGUGUGUCCCAGCGAGAGAGGUCACGGAGUGGCAGGGGUCAUCCAGAGAUUUGCUGAUGGCUACAUGAAGAAGCUCUACCCCAGCGUCAAGAUGAAGCGGCUGACCCGAGGAGAUGAUCCGGGGCCAGAGAAGCUGUCCAAGUUUCAACUGCUGGCCAGGAGGGCUAUUCUGUCCUUAUCCGGAGAGGCAGAGAGUUUUGAUGGGUUUAUCUCAGCCCUGAAGGCGAAGCUGACGUCAACUGAAGGAGCGGGUGGGUCAGGCGGCAGACACCUGGAGACGGAGCAGCAGCUCAGGGCCGUCUUACUGGACCCAGACAUCGGCUCCAGGCUCCAGCUGCCCGGUGGCGCGAUCAUUCAGGACUGGCAACCCCUGCGGCCAAUAGACAGCAACCUGGCAGUGCUGAGGAGGCGGAACCUCACGUGGUUCGUGGGCGGCUCCCAUGACACACCCACAUUUGUGAGUUUCCACACACCGCCGUACCCGGUGCCAUUCAAAGUGGGAGCCGUGCGUCUCAACAUCGACCUGUUUGGAACGGACCCGGCCAUGGGGCGCAGGGCACUGGUGGCCCACCUGGAGGAGGUCAGGGCAGAGCUCAGGGGCAUGGUGAUGAUGCAUGUGUACAUGCACAGCUCUCUGUGGGAGGGCCUCAGGCUGUUCUGCCAGGGGGGUCGGGUGCAGCAGUGCAAGGCACACUGGGAGCAGCUCUUCCUGGAGAAAGAGCUGUGAUGGAGAGGAGAGAGCUGGAACACGAGAUGAAGGGGAAUGUGUGUGUAUGUUUGGAUUUGCAUGGGCCUGUUUGUGUGAUAAAGGGGGAGAUUAAGAAAGUGUGGCUGACUAUUGAUAAAAGAACGGUAAAAUACAAUUUAAUUUCCUAAAUUAAUUUGCAAACAGGAUGGUUUUUAUGUGAUAGUCUGGAAUGAAGACAUUAAGGAACAUUUCAUUUCAGUGCAGGAUAAUACCGUAAUGGGUAUUGAUAAUUAAGGUUAUUGUAUGUCUGAUUCCGAAUAUUGUAAAAUUAAAUCAUGUGUAUUAUUCUGUAUCAACCAAAGAUUUUUUAUAAUAAUUUUAUGUUUGCAUGAGGUGUCUGUCAUACAAACAGGCUUUUCUUUUACGAUCCAUAGGUGGAAGUUCACAUACACUCUGAAUAUAAUAUAUAUUAAUUUCACAAUUUAUGGAAAUAUCAAUAUUAUAUAAUCAUAUAAUAUUAAUAAUAAUGAUAUAGUGAGGACUUAUGUAGUAGCAUAAGUGACAUGAAAAUGUAGUUGGUACCUCAUGUAUAGCAAGGACUUGAGAGCAGCACUGCUGUCUUUUCAAAAUGAUGAAAAUCUAAAUAAAGAUUUCACAGGUAUGAAA
Clupea harengus (Atlantic herring) is the source of this 1966-nucleotide messenger RNA. RefSeq names its product N-acetyltransferase 16, like (gene nat16l). Gene Ontology annotation, molecular function: acyltransferase activity, transferring groups other than amino-acyl groups. NCBI's taxonomy places the organism in Eukaryota, Metazoa, Chordata, Actinopteri, Clupeiformes, Clupeidae. The record is from RefSeq and is a predicted model, not a curated record.